UUUGUGCAUUUCAACUUUUGAAUAUCAUCAGCAAGUUAAGAGAAAGACCUCCUAAAUCAUUUUGACAAAUAUGACUGAUCGGUUCAUUUGGACGCGCCUUUUGCAUUUAAUAUGUGAUCUUUUUCAUACUGUUUUACGAGUGGGAUAAGGGAGGGCGAAAGGUGCGUGCGGAGCUUGGCGGACAACGGGGCUCCUGCAAAUAAAUUCAUUUUUGAAAUUCCGGGGGGGAAUGAGGGGGCACUAUUCCGAACCCCCACACUGAUUGAUUAGUUAUUAGUCAUCCUGUGGCUCAGCGACUCCUCCAACGGGCACCGGGGAGCCCAUUCAUGAAUCAACUAUCCGUUACCCUUCAAUCUCAGCUGAAGACUCACUUUUGCUUAAAGAAGGGGUAAGAGGGGGUCGUGGCUUAACAAUAUAAGAGGCAAAAUAACAGCAUCGCUUCAUGGGUUUGUUUAUCUGCAAUCUCCGUCUUGACAAGCACUUGUAAAAAUCCAAGGAAGGACUUUGAAGAUUUUAAAGAAGAACACUGUGACAGCACGUAUUGUAUUUCAUAAAUUUAUUAUCCCCCUCCCCCUUUCUAUUUUUUAUUUAUCACCUCUUCUCCCGAAAAAAAAAUGAAAGUUUGGAGUUUUCCCUGGCUCCCCUGCCUUGUCAUCCUCGCCUUGUGCUUUGGAUCAGAGUGUGGGGCAGUGUGGAGAAAGGGGAGAUCCAAGAGGGAGUUGGUGCGGAUGAGAGACGCGAGAGCGACCUUCCCAGGGGCUUGUGCCACACGGCUGCCCCGGGGCAAACGCUCCUUGCCCGGCUUGGAUCGGCGCUUGCCUCGCCAACGGCGUCGCUCCUCCCAGGCGGAGGAGAGCUCCUCGGGUCGGGGAAAUGCCGUUUAUUUUACCGGGAGGGGAGACCAACUACGACUCAAGCCAGGAGUGGAGAUACCGCGGGGAAAUUUUACUCUGGAGAUGUGGGUCAAACCUGAAGGAGGUCAGCGAUCGCCCACAGUAAUCGCAGGACUGUUUGAUAAAUGUUUCUACGCGUCCAGCGAUCGCGGCUGGCUCCUGGGCGUCAAGGCGGUCAGCGAGCAGGGCAACCGUGACCCUCGCUUCUUCUUCUCCCUGAAGACCGACCGCGCCCACAAGGUCACGUCCAUCCACGGCAACGCCCGCUACAUGCCCAACCACUGGGCGCACGUGGCGGUCACCUACGACGGCCUCUACAUGAAGCUGCUGGUCAACGGCGCCCAGGUGGCCGUCAGCCGCGAGCAGUCGGGCGACGUCUUCAGCCCCCUCACCAAGAAGUGCAAGGUGCUGAUGGUGGGGGGCAACGCGCUCAACCACAACUACCGCGGCGCCGUGGAGCGGGUGAGCCUGUGGCGCUACGCCCGCGCGCAGAGCGACAUCAGCAGGGACAUGCACGCCCACCUGGACUCGCCCGAGCACCUGGCGCACCUGGUCAUCCGCGAGAACUUCGAGUUCCCCAGGCGCAAGUGGCUGUCGGUGAAGGACGGCAGCUUCCCGACGACGGACGAUGGUCCUCGAGCGGGCAUGGGGGGAGCGGGCGGGGGGUCGCUGGACACCACCCUCGAGCCCACCACCUGCGGCCAGACGGUGUGCGACAACGUGGAAGUGGCCACCAACUACAACCGCUUUUGGACGUUCCGGCGGCCCAAGACGGUCCGCUACCGCGUGGUCAACAUCUACGACGACGAGCGGCGCCGGCCCACCGUCACCGAGCAGCAGAUCCACCUGCAGCACCAGCACCUGAGCGAGGCGUUCGGCGCGUACAACAUCAGCUGGGAGCUGAGCGUGCUGAACGUGACCAACUCCUCGCUGCGCCACCGCCUCCUGCUGGCCAACUGCGACAUCAGCAAGGUGGGCGACGAGGAGUGUGACCCCGAGUGCAACCACACGCUGACGGGGUUCGACGCGGGCGACUGCCGGCGCCAGAGGGGCGUGUGCCCGCUGCACAAGCUGGGCGACGGCAAGUGUGACCCCGAGUGCAACCGCGACAGCUCCACCGGCCUGCUGCAGUACUUCUACGACGGGGGAGACUGCUGCAACCCCAACGUCACCGACGUCACCAAAACAUGCUUCAACCCAGCCUCGCCGCACAGGGCCUAUUUGGAUUUGAAGGAGCUGAAGGAGAUCUUAAACCUGGAUGGCUCCACACACCUCAACAUCUUCUUUGCCAACUCGUCUGAUGAAGACCUGGCUGGUGUUGCCACUUGGCCGUGGGAUAAAGAGGCCUUGACACAUUUGGGUGGCAUCGUGCUGAACCCUUCCUUCUACGGCACCUUUGGCCACUCCCACACCAUGAUCCACGAGAUCGGGCACAGCCUGGGCCUCUACCACGUGUUCCGCGGCAUCUCGGAGGUCGAGUCGUGCAACGACGCGUGCCUGGAGACCGUGGCGUCCAUGGAAACGGGCGACCUGUGCGCAGACACCAACCCCACGCCCAAGUACAAGCACUGCCGCGACCCUGAACCGGGCAACGAGACCUGCGUCAACCAACACUUCACACACACACCCUUCAACAACUACAUGAGCUACGCAGACGACGACUGCACCAACUCGUUCACGCUGAACCAGGUGUCCCGCAUGCACUGCUAUCUGGACCUGAUCUACCAGACGUGGCAGCCGGCCUUCAAGCCCCCGCCUGUGGCGCUAGCGCCCCAAGUGGUGGAGCAGGAGCAUGACGCCAUCACGCUGGAGUGGUUUCCCCCCAUCUCAGGCCACUUCUACGACAGAGAAGUGGGAUCAGUGUGUGAGAAGUGUACGGAGGGUCAAGUGCUGCUGCAGUACGCGUCCAACUCCUCGUCCCCACGACCCUGCACCCCCUCUGGACACUGGAGCCCUCGAGAGGCAGAGGGUCCCCCUGACGUGGAGCAGGCGUGUGAGCCGAGCGUGCGCACCUGGAGCCCCCAUAACGGCAUGGAGGAGAGCCGAGUGCCCCCCCCGUGCCCGCUGCAGGGCUGCAUGCUGCAGCUGGAGUUCGCCCACCCGCUGGUGCCCGACUCGCUCACCGUCUGGGUGACCUUCUCGUCGCCGGACGCUCCCGACGAGGCCGUCCUGCCCGCCAUCCACAACAUCCUGCUGCUGACCGUGAGCGGACAGAACGUCUCGCUGGGGCCCAGCAACGUCUUCUGCGACAUGCCGCUGACCCUGAAGCUGGCGGUGGACGAGGAGGUGUACGGCGUCCAGAUCUUCACCAUGGAGCAGCACCUGGAGAUCGACGCCACCAUGCUGGCGUCCAAGCCGCGCUGCCCGCUCUGCCAGGCCUGCCAACCGCUCAACUACCGCCUGCUGCGCCAGCCGGCCUUCACCCACGCCCCCCAGGGCAUCAUCCUGCAGGACGCCUCGCGCAGAUACGUCGACAGGGACGUGAAGGCCGGGGGAGUGUACACCUACCAGGUCCAGACCAUCUCCACCUGGAACGAGAGCGAGCCCUCCCCCCCCCUUACCCAUCGCCUGGGAGCCCCCUACUGCGGAGACGGCAAGAUACAGAGGUCCAGAGGUGAGGAAUGUGAUGACCACAACUCUAUGAAUGGAGACGGAUGUUCCAGCCAGUGCAAGAAGGAGCCGUUCUUUAACUGCAUCGAUGAGCCCAGCAUGUGCUAUUUCUACGAUGGCGACGGCGUGUGUGAGGACUUCGAGCAGGAGACCAGCGUGAGAGACUGCGGCCUCUACACGCCCAGCGGCUUCCUGGACCAGUGGGCGGCCGCGGUCGACGUCUCACACGAGGAGCGGCUCUACUGUCCCGCCGACGUGGCUGCUGGAUACCCGGCCGUCACCAAGACGUGCCAGUCCAAGGUGUUUGAGAGUGACCUGUCGGACGGCGUGUCUCAGUACGCCUGGUUCCCCUGUCAAGAGGCCCAGCGCACCUCCUGGUACCCCGACUACUGGCUCAAGGCCCACUUCUCUCACCCCAUGGUGGCCGCGGCGGUCAUCAUUCACCUGGCGGCGGACGGCACCAGCUACCUGGACCAGAAGCAGCGCAACAUCACCGUGCACCUGGUGGACACCAAGGAGGGCAUCCACGAGCUAGGUGACUGGCGGCUGAGCUGCCGCACUAACCCGCUGGUGAUCCCGGUGCGGCACGACCUGAGCGUGGCGUUCUACCACACCAAGGCCAUCGUGGUGCUGUUCCGCUCCGCCCUGGUGGCCAUCUCCGGCGUUGCGCUGCGCUCAUUCCAGUUCUUCGACCCCAUCACCAUCAGCGGUUGCCAGAGCAACGAGAUCUACAACCCCAUGGGCCAGAGCUGUGUCCAUUACUCGUGUGAUGCCAUCAACUGCCAGAAGCCGCUGAUCCGCAAUGCAGAGGUGAGGUGCAGCGGCGGCGACUACUUCAACGGCGUGCGCUGCUCCGUCACCUGCUCCAGCGGAUACGUGCUGCAGAUCCAGCGCGACGAUGACAUCAUCAAGAGCCAGGAAGACAGGAAUGUAGACUGA
Messenger RNA from Sardina pilchardus (European sardine), 4442 nucleotides. RefSeq names its product pappalysin-1-like. Bases 615 to 4442 code for a protein of 1275 amino acids. Gene Ontology annotation, biological process: proteolysis; cell surface receptor signaling pathway. Gene Ontology annotation, molecular function: metalloendopeptidase activity. The record is from RefSeq and is a predicted model, not a curated record. Lineage: Eukaryota; Metazoa; Chordata; Actinopteri; Clupeiformes; Clupeidae. The transcript is spliced from 15 exons.